CAGAGAUCUAGAGAGCGAGAGAGAGAGAGAGAGAGAGAGAGAGAGAGGAGGAAAAAAAAGGGGCACAGCGUCUCGGCUCGCACCGCCAUACUGUCUUUUUGAGCCGUAUCGCAUUUUUUUUAAUCGCAACAUUUUUACUCCCGGCUCGGAGGGCAAGUGGAGGAGAAUGACUGGUAAACUCCAGACGAGCAACGUGACCAACAAGAAUGACCCGCGCUCCCUCAACUCCAGAGUCUUUAUUGGCAACCUCAACACGGCCAUCGUCAAGAAGACCGACAUAGAGGUCCUCUUCGCCAAGUACGGCAAGAUAGUGGGCUGUUCCGUGCACAAGGGCUACGCCUUCGUACAGUACGUGAACGAGAGGAACGCCCGGGCAGCUGUGGCGGGAGAAAAUGCCCGCGUCAUCGCUGGACAGCCUCUUGACAUAAACAUGGCGGGUGAGCCGAAGCCUUACAGGCCCAAACCAGGCUCCAAGCGGCCGCUCUCAGCCGUGUACAGUGGCUAUGAAUUUGAUUACGAGUACUACAGGGACGAUUUCUACAGCAGGCUUUUCGACUACCACGGCAGAGUGGCCCCCCCACCCAGAGCCGUGAUCCCCCUCAAGCGCUCCAGGGUGCUCGCCCCGUCCUCCCGCCGCGGGAAGACCUCCUUCCCCAUCAAGACGUCCUCCUCUUCCUCCUCUUCCUCCUCCAGACCCCCCACGUCAUCCUCCACCGGGCUCAAACCAGUGAAGACGGACCAGCUUCAGACUAUCAAGCGGGAGCUGACCCAGAUCAAGAUGAAGAUCGAUUCCUUACUGGGACGUCUGGAGAAGAUCGAGAAGCAGCAGAGAGUCGAGUCUGAGUCGCAGAGAAAGUACGAGGACAACUGCGACUCGCUGCACGAGGAGUCGGUGUCGGAGGCGGCGGAGAACUCCGGGGAGGAGGCCGGGGAGGGGCCGCUGGACGUGGAGGCGGGAGAGAUGACCGAUGGAGGUGAGGACGACUACGACGAGGAGGGCAGCCACCAUCUGAUAGAGAACCACGUAUCGGAUAUUGACAACUGAGAUCAGGGUGAGGAAAGCGGACGCCUCUGCCGGGCGGGAUUUACAAUUCAUCAUCACCUUCGAGAGACACAAAAGGAUCUCUGGGGGGGGAAAUCGAGACGCCCAUUCUGGACUGUAAGUUGUUGUGUUCCAAGAGACGCGGAAUCCCAUUUAGAUCGCCCCGAAUUUGCAGCACAAACCGAAUGUGAUUUUUUUUUUUUUGAAAACGUGAUAUUUCCAUGCGAGAGGCCGUCGGUGUCACGAUCACGUUCCUGAAAGAAAAGAGAAAAAAAUAAUAAAACAAACGUGAAGGAAAUGAAGGGACUAGUUUGGAUUUAUUGUUUUGAGUUAUGUUGCGAUGGGGCGGGGGGGGCGGGGGGGGGGAACAUUGAUGUUGUUGCUUUUAAUGAAAAUGUGUUUGCGCUGUGAACUUUUUUUCCAAUUCAUUUUCUAUUAUUGCUCAAAAAAAAGUCAAGUGAAUAGAUGACAGUCAGAACAACGUGCGGCCGCGGUCAGAAAUAUUACGAAAAAAACAUGGUAGCAACCUCUCGGUGGAGCUAGAAUCCCUACAUACAUACAAGUUGUGAGCGUGACUUUUCCCUGCUUCAUCCAUUUAUCACACAAAUGCCCCGUUCCAUCGUACAUUCCAACUCCUGCCAAAGUUUCCAAAGCAGACGGGGCUUCCUGUGGUAGAGAGCCAACGCUGGCUCGGGCCUCCUGCCAGGGAGCGUUGCCCCGGAGUCUCAGUGUCUCCUCCCGCGAUUCAGAUCAGAAAAAUAUGGAAUAAUAAUACAAAACAGAAGAUGCCCAUGAAAGUCUAUAAAAAUAUUAUAGUUGAGUACAAACUGUGAGCAGAUAGAGCUGAACUGGCACUUGGAGGAUUUUUUUUUUUUGCUGCUUUUCACCAACAUUGAUGUACUGUACAUGAUUUCCGCCCAGCUCAUAUUUGGCAUAGUUACCUUCGCUCUUUGCUUCGGCUGAGCAAAUAUAAUUAACCCGAUUAUAAAUAAAUUGCUGCAAAUUGAAUUAUAUGUCACCGGUGAUUUGGGUGCCAGAGUGUUCCACUGUUAAUUAUUCACAUCGUGUUUGCUCCCCCCCCCCCUUUUGUUUUGUUGCAUUAAGAUGUGACCGUUAGGAUGUUAGGAACUGAAGCUAAUAUAAACCAGGUGUUUCAACUGCUGCUGCUGAUGAUGAUGUUAUACUUCAUUAAUAUAAAAGCUUUCCAAACACUAUCAAACCAGUUUGAAUAGCCUGAAAGCUUUCAAAGAACAAAAGUUGUUGCUCUGUUAUUAACUCGGUGCAAUUUCAGCCUUGUGUUCGCUUCGUAGUUGAGGUUUAACAUUUGCAUUGUUACUACACUAAAAAGUAUAAUAUUUCAUGUUUUAUUUGCUGCAUAGGCUUCAAAACCUGUGAUCCCCCCAAAAGAGCUGUGGAUUAACCUUCAAUUUAAUGUAAAUUUCAAUUUCAUAUCAUUAAUCCCUACAUUCCCUAUUGUUGGAAGAAUGCUGCUGAACAUAUUUUGAAAAGUGCAACUAAGGCCAUACAUAAUGAAACACAUAUCGUACGUUGUUCCGGGACUUAUUCUCUUCAACUUCAACUCGACUCCUGGUCGAUUGGCCGCGCCGAAUAAUGAGAGAGCUGGAGCUAAUUUUCCUCGAUUGCCAUUUUCCAAAUAAGAAUGGUAAUUUCACUCGCUCGUUCAUUCAAUCCCCCCGUGUGGGAUGGACCGCAGACACAAACUUCAGGAAACUCUGCGCACAGCUCCGUUUUCCUUGCCAGUCGAAGCGAAACAGAACUCGCAUGUGUUAAUAUGCGGGACUUAAUUAGUCUCUGUACCCGGAUCUGACGUUGCCGCUGAUUUAUGCAUCGUCCCUGGCGAGGAAGCAUCGGUGGACAUUGAGGUCACAUGCUUCAUUAACGCUACGUGAUGAUAAGUCUUAUUUUCCAUUGGACUUUUUUUGCAAAAAUACUUUAGGGGUUCAGAAUUUCCGCUGCAAAAAUGAAACGUGUGCAUAAAAGCACGGAGGAUUGGAAACCCACCAGAAUGUCAAGGUCCGUCAGGCGACAUCAUCAUCAUCAUCAUCAUCAUCAUCAUCAUCAGCCCAGUUGAUGCUGCUCACAGUUGAACUACUGUAGCACACCUGGUCUACUCUAGCUGCACGCUCCUCCUCCUCCUCCAGACAGCAGAAGCCCUGGAGUGAUGGGUUGUUUCAUUUCCCUCUUGACCCUGAGACUCGGGGGCCACACCGGUGCCGGCGAGGUUAAAGGAAUUACCACUGUGGCGUUCGUGGCCUUGUGGACACUGGCAUCUGAAACAUUAGACAACAACAAAAAAAACUGUUAAUCUGGAUAAUCCACAAUUGCCUCCGUACACAUUUUUUUCCCCAAACGUAUUAUUAUUAAACCUUAAGAAAAUGGCUCACUUGAAAGCUGCAUUCACACGCCGGUGUAAAGAGCUUUGUUGUAAUGAAGUCUUGCGGUGAUCCCUUCACUCCAGUUUCUGUCGUGUCGUUUGCACAAAAGCUGCAGAGAGAAAAUGGUUUUAAAUCCUGUAAAAACUGGAUUUUCUUUUUUCCCCCACACAAUCUCGUGAACACACCAGUCGACCGUGGCUGCGCUGCCCCCCCCCCCC
Molecule: messenger RNA, 3656 nt
Organism: Scophthalmus maximus (turbot)
Lineage: Eukaryota; Metazoa; Chordata; Actinopteri; Pleuronectiformes; Scophthalmidae
Gene: ralylb
Product: RNA-binding Raly-like protein
Exons: 9
Coding region: 167-1045 (292 amino acids)
Cellular component (GO): nucleus
Molecular function (GO): RNA binding
Source: RefSeq, a predicted model, not a curated record